Messenger RNA from Auanema sp. JU1783, 516 nucleotides. NCBI's taxonomy places the organism in Eukaryota, Metazoa, Nematoda, Chromadorea, Rhabditida, Rhabditidae. The record is from the annotation of a GenBank genome assembly.
AUGGCAGGUUAUGCUUUGAAAAGGCUAAUGACAGAAUAUAGAGAAUUAACUAAUCGACCUCCUGAAGGAAUCAUUGCUGCUCCGAUCGAUGAUGAAAAUUUUUUUGAAUGGGAAUGUCUUAUAACAGGGCCUGAAGACACAUGCUUUGCAAACGGUGUUUUUCCUGCUCGCAUAUCUUUUCCUCAAGACUAUCCGUUAAGCCCUCCUAAAAUGCGUUUUUGCUGUGAUCUUUUCCAUCCUAACAUAUAUCAGGAUGGUCGUGUUUGUAUUUCUAUUCUUCAUGCCCCUGGAGAUGACCCAACCGGAUAUGAAAGCUCCUCAGAAAGGUGGAGUCCAGUACAAUCGAUUGAAAAAAUUUUGUUGAGCGUUGUGAGCAUGCUCGCAGAGCCUAACGAUGAAUCGCCGGCCAAUGUGAAUGCAGCUAAGAUGUGGAGAGAAGACCGAGCACAGUUUGAGCGUAUAGCUGACAAUUUGGUCAGAAAAACGUUAUGUUUACCGCAAGCUUCGAAUGAAUAA